GUCUUGUAUCUGCCUCAGAAAUUUCUGGGGUAAAUCAUCCCUGUUUACGAAGAAAAAUCAGCUUUCAUCAUGAAACAACAAAUACUGUGUAUUCCGAGUCUUCCCCAUCCCCGGCACUGCUCAUGGCAUCGAACGGCGGCCCAUCUCGAAAGCAACCUCCAGGGGACAUGUCGGACCAGGACUGGGAGGUACAAACUGGUCGUGCGAUACACAUCAUCCAAAAUACUCUGCCCGACUUCUUCUCCAUCGGCCUCGUAACUCGUAUAUCCAACGAAGAUGACAACGCAUCAAGUUCGCCCGAAUCUUCCUUAUCCAUUCUGUCUAAGACCAUCCCCAGUUUUCCGCAUCUAAUUGGCACGGACAAAACGAAGGACAGUCUGCCUUCCGCAGAAGACAUACCCAUCGACGAACAUAACGAGGAACACGACCUGGAGCCCAUCUACAGCCCCAAAGUCAAACUCGUAUACUCUCCUCCUGAUAAACUCCCGCCGCCUUUUCCAGAAACGCUCAAAGUCGAGGGCCUCCCACUCUACCUUGCAUCAUCCUCGGUUGUCCGACACACUCUCAAUGCUCUUUAUACCGAUCUCACCGUCGACAUUCGCAAAUUCUCUGUCUCCUCGUCUAGUCCCUUCAAUUCGUCAUCCGUUCCGUCCCCGAGUCCUCGGCCCGGAUCGCAGAAGCUGAAUCGGAAGCGCGAGAAGUCAUUGCUUGUGCGACUCGCUGUGACGGGGAGGGCAAGGGUCAGUGGUAGUCCGGCGGAGUGGGAGGUUAAUUCAACAUACAACUUCUCACCCAACACCGGUCUCAUCUACGAACACAUCGUGAACUCUAUCCAGCCCGCACCUCAUGCAGGAGUCUUUGACUUCAUGAGGCUUGCCUUAGGAAAGCUGAGGGGGCCUGGCGCGACUCCGUCGCCAACGGGUUGUCAUGGUGGCGAGUAUAGACUGGGCCACAAAGACAGAGUGAUCACCCAGAGCGAUGAAUCUUGGCGAUGAGAGGUUGGUGUCUCUUGUCUU
Messenger RNA from Stereum hirsutum FP-91666 SS1, 1016 nucleotides. RefSeq lists its product as uncharacterized. The record is from RefSeq and is a predicted model, not a curated record. The transcript is spliced from 4 exons. NCBI's taxonomy places the organism in Eukaryota, Fungi, Basidiomycota, Agaricomycetes, Russulales, Stereaceae. Bases 123 to 995 code for a protein of 290 amino acids.